AGCGUCACCAUAGCCCCGCCCCUUUGUGGAGACUACUAUAUAAUAAGCUAACGCGCUAAUCACGACGUUUGUGCUACGGCUAACUAGGAAACGGAGCUCAUUGACUCUCGUCGACAACACCUAGAAACAAACGCAAAAUGGGAGUGGUGACAAUACGAGUGGAAUACUGCGGCAACUGAGGCUACGAACCCCGCUAUCAUGAGCUCGCCCGAGUCGUAAAGGGCGAGUUUCCUGAUGCGGAUGUGUCGGGCUUCGUGGGCCGCAGAGCCAGCUUUGAGAUCGAGAUCAACGGGCAGCUGGUUUUCUCCAAGCUGGAGCUUGGGGGGUUCCCGUAUGAAGAUGAUGUGAUGGGCAUCAUCCAGAAAGCUUAUGAUGGACAACCUCUGGUGAAAAUCACCAAAAGUCGGGCACCAUGCGUCAUCAUGUAAACACACCUGUGUGCGACUGGAUAAACUGGACUUUCCUCAAUUGUUUCCUGCAUAAACAAACAACAGUAAAAAAGCAUUAAUGAAACCACACAAAUGUGGACCGAGCAGCGGUUUUGUGGGAAGACCGGCUCUCCGGCAGUCGCUCUCGACUCCCAACUGCUAUGCCGCUAAUGACUAGCACUGCCUCAAAGCAAGCCACGUGGCUGUGCUACGAUGAAUUCUCAUGGCUGGCAGUUUGUAGUCUGGAGUGGCCGACGGGGGGAGCAUGUUUUGUUUUAAAUCUAACUCAAUUGAUUUUUUAAUACAAGGUCAGUAAUAAGUCCAAGGGUUUUUUUUUUUUUGUUUGUUAUUAUGAAAUAACGGUUUUCAGAUACUUUGCUCAUGUCAUUGUUUCUAAUAGCAGAUUGGUCAAAUAAAAUUUACUGUGUGAAA
This is a messenger RNA of Corythoichthys intestinalis (scribbled pipefish), 860 nucleotides long. Its product is annotated as migration and invasion enhancer 1-like. Gene Ontology annotation, cellular component: cytosol. Lineage: Eukaryota; Metazoa; Chordata; Actinopteri; Syngnathiformes; Syngnathidae. The transcript has 4 exons. The record is from RefSeq and is a predicted model, not a curated record. Gene Ontology annotation, biological process: negative regulation of apoptotic process; positive regulation of filopodium assembly.